UUCAGCCUUGCAUGUGCCUCGAUAAGCGAGCUUGAAGUGAGCUUCACAUAUUCGCUCCAUUUCAGUAUUCAAGCGGGCCCGUAGGUGAUCAACGUGGAAAUGUCGCAAUCAGCAGGCCGAGAGGCCGUCUUUCCAACUCGGCAGGCCCUGGGCCAAAUGAACAGCAAAUUGAAGGGUGCCCAAACUGGCCACAGCUUGUUGAAACGAAAGAGUGAAGCCCUCACGAAGCGAUUUCGAGAAAUCUUGAAACGAAUUGACGAAGCGAAGCGGAAAAUGGGUCGAGUCAUGCAGAUUGCCGCCUUCUCUCUGGCUGAAGUAACAUAUGCUGUCGGAGGUGACAUUGGCUACCAGAUCCAAGAAUCCGUCAAGACUGCACGAUUCAGAAUUAAGACGAAACAAGAGAAUGUCUCGGGUGUCUUCCUCCCACAAUUUGAAGGAUACACGAAAGAUGAGAUCAACGACUUUGGUUUGACUGGUCUAGGAAAAGGAGGGCAACAAGUACAAAGAUGUCGAGAAACAUAUACCAGAGCUGUCGAGACAUUGGUCGAGCUUGCCAGCUUGCAGACCGCUUUCAUGAUCCUAGAUGAGGUCAUCAAAGUCGUGAACCGGAGAGUCAAUGCUAUCGAGCAUGUCAUCAUCCCAAGAACAGAAAACACCAUCAAAUACAUCAACUCCGAGCUCGAUGAACUUGACAGGGAGGAGUUUUACCGACUGAAGAAAGUGUCGGGCAAGAAACAAAGAGACCAGGCUGCUGCAGAUGCAGAGAUCAGAAAGCAAAGAGAAAGAGAGGCGGCCAGAGGCGACGCCGACGAGGAACAGGACAACGAAGGGGCGGCGCAAGAUGUGCUGGGCGAACACGAGGACGACGAUGUCAUCUUUUAAGCUCCAGCACGACGUUCCGUGCUCAUAUUAUACAGACCGUUUUCCAGCAACGCCAUUGCGAUGUACUCCUACCAAGCCGCUAUCAAUGCAUGGGUAUCAAGCCUGAAGUCCGUUUCCCCGUUUUAGCGUGCCCGUCGAAAUGAAAAUACC
Exophiala xenobiotica is the source of this 1032-nucleotide messenger RNA. Its product is annotated as V-type proton ATPase subunit D. NCBI's taxonomy places the organism in Eukaryota, Fungi, Ascomycota, Eurotiomycetes, Chaetothyriales, Herpotrichiellaceae. The record is from RefSeq and is a predicted model, not a curated record. Gene Ontology annotation, molecular function: proton-transporting ATPase activity, rotational mechanism. Gene Ontology annotation, biological process: vacuolar acidification. The transcript has 5 exons. The coding region runs from base 100 to 882 and encodes 260 amino acids. Gene Ontology annotation, cellular component: fungal-type vacuole membrane; vacuolar proton-transporting V-type ATPase complex.